CAUUUACUGUAACCACGCUGUACCAUGCUAGACAUGUUUGAGAUUGGCGUGAGUUUCGUCCAACUGUUUUGUUGACAUAUUGACAUAAAUCAAAUGUAUUAAUCCUCACCAAUUCGGAUUAAUUGUUAUUCUUCUUCUGCCCUGUCAAGAUAAUCUAUUCGUUUAAACUGUCUGAGCUUUAUGUAUAAAUAAUUCAGCAUGAAGAUAAAGCGUCAGAAGCACGCGAAGAAAACCAUCAGUUUUUACAAGUACAACUUUAGCUUUAGGGAACCUUUCCAAAUAAUAAUUGACGGGACGUUUUGUCAUGCGGCGUUAAAGAAUAAGAUUCAAAUCAAAGAGCAAUUGCCAAAGUAUCUGAUGGGAGAAGUUCAGCUCUGCACCACAAACUGCGCACUGAAGGAACUUGAAACCCUUCCGAAAGAGCUUUAUGGAGCGAAACUCAUCUUACAGAGAUUUCAGAUCAGGAGAUGCAAACACACGAAAGAUCCGGUUCCUGCAUCUGAGUGUUUGCUGUCAAUGUUAGGAGAGACAAAUCCACACCACUACUUCAUCGCAACUCAGGAUCAGGAGUUGACGAAGGCGCUGAAGAAGAUCCCAGGGGUUCCUCUGCUCUACAUUAUCGUCAACACAAUGGUGUUGGACAAGCCGUCCGAACAAACGCUGAAGCACGUCGAAGCCGUUCAGCUCGGUGAGAUCGUGAACCCGUCGCAACAGAAGAGCAUCCAGAGUCUGAAAGAGAAGGAAGGCCUCGGGAAAGACGGCGAGGACAAGAGAGGCAAAAAACGCAAGAGGAAAUCCAGCAAUCCCAACCCACUGAGCUGCCUGAAGAAGAAGAAGAGACCCCUGCCUCCGCAGCUCAAGAAGACGGACGGAGAGAAAAAGAAGCGCGUUAGAAACAAGAAGCGCCGGCCCGUUGGAGGAGAGAAAGCAGUCGGAUCCGAUCCCGCUCAUGCUUAGAGUCGAGCAGAGCUUGUGCAAGAGUGUGUUCGUU
Rhinichthys klamathensis goyatoka is the source of this 991-nucleotide messenger RNA. RefSeq names its product UTP23 small subunit processome component (gene utp23). Gene Ontology annotation, cellular component: small-subunit processome; nucleolus. The transcript has 3 exons. The record is from RefSeq and is a predicted model, not a curated record. Gene Ontology annotation, molecular function: small ribosomal subunit rRNA binding. The coding region runs from base 199 to 957 and encodes 252 amino acids. NCBI's taxonomy places the organism in Eukaryota, Metazoa, Chordata, Actinopteri, Cypriniformes, Leuciscidae.